Molecule: messenger RNA, 123 nt
Organism: Cetraspora pellucida
Lineage: Eukaryota; Fungi; Glomeromycota; Glomeromycetes; Diversisporales; Gigasporaceae
Source: the annotation of a GenBank genome assembly
AUGUCUAAAAAUAAAUUAGAUAAAAAUUUAUUAUUAGAAAUAAAUAAAAUAAUAGAAAAUAUUAAAACUAAUAAAGUUUUAGAAGAUAUUACUCAAAUUUCAGAACAAAAUGAUUAUAAUUAA